Molecule: messenger RNA, 1839 nt
Organism: Drosophila montana
Lineage: Eukaryota; Metazoa; Arthropoda; Insecta; Diptera; Drosophilidae
Product: protein transport protein SEC31
Exons: 1
Coding region: 76-1707 (543 amino acids)
Biological process (GO): transcription elongation by RNA polymerase II; positive regulation of transcription elongation by RNA polymerase II
Cellular component (GO): Cdc73/Paf1 complex
Molecular function (GO): RNA polymerase II complex binding
Source: RefSeq, a predicted model, not a curated record
ACCAAGGAAAAACUGACAGCUUUUCCCUAAAUUCAAAGACAGCUGAAAAAAAGUGAAAAAUUCGAAAAUUUGAAAAUGAAAGUGAAAAAGGACAAUGGCGCCGAGGGAGCGUCUGAGUCACCCACCCGUCAAAUUCAGCCUCGAGGUAAGCCCGAGAAUUACUGGGAGCUCUGCCAGGCGCUCGAGUCGCAUGACGACACCGAUUUCGAUGAAUUCGAGAGCGAAAUGCAGUCUAUUGCCUUUGCGCCUAGCUGCUUGGGUCCGCAAAAUGAGCUGGAGCACAAAGCAGCUUUGGCCACCAAGGCCAUAGAGCGCGAGCGGCAGAAUCGCACGCGUGCCGAGCUGCUGCUGGGCGAGAAGGAGCUGCCGGGCGCACUGCGAACCUUGGCACGUGUCUACGACUUUCAAAACUGUCGUCUACUGGACAAGCCACGAGAGGCGGCUGUAAAACCGUUGGGCGCAGUGCCCAAGCCGCAGCCAGCAAAGCUGCGCGAGGUGCCCGUUGUGCCGCCGGAGCUGGAGACGCUGAUAGUGGACCAACCGCAGCCGCAACAUCAGCAGAAACAACAUCUGCAGCAGCAGCAACUACAGCAGCAGCAACUGCAACAGCAUCAGCAACAACAACAACAGCCGCAGCAGCAGCAACAGACGCAACCGCUGCACCGCCAGACUACCUUUAAUCCACCGCAUUCUUUUCAGCCUCAAGCUAAUUUUCAUGCUCAGCCUCCACCUCACUCUCAAGCUCAGCGUCAAUCACAUGCUCAAUCUUAUAACCAGAUACCUCCUCCACAAUCCUAUCAGCAGAUGCCUCCUCACCAAUCGUUUCAUCAGAUACCUCCUCCACUUUUAUACCAAGAGAUACCCCCUCCUCUUUCCUAUCAUCCACACCAGUAUCCUCCGCCUCCUCAUUAUACUCCCCACCAACCUUUUGGUCCUCCUCAGCCACCGGCUGCGCGACGCUUGGAUCCCAAUCGCUAUGGCCAGGAGCAACUUUCCAGAUCCAUUGCAUCUCUUGGCAACGAACAUGUCUUGCAGAACAGUCUGCCGGGCAGCAAUAUUAUUCGCUUCAACAGUCGGCCACCGUCCAGGCAUCACCAGCCACAGUACGUACCACCGCCGCGCCAGCCUUCGCAUCGUCAGCCGCUUUAUGCUCCGCCACAACGCCAGUCGACGCAUGCCCCGAUUCCAAGUGGCGCUCGUCCGACGCGCAAGCCCAUUAUUGUGGUGCCCAGUGAGUUUACAAGUCUGGUUACCCUGCACAAUGUGCAGCCGCUUCUGCAGGAGCAGCGCUUUGUGCCACCGGCUAUAAUGAGGCGUUCGGAUCUGCGGCUGCUGGAGGAAGUCAAUAUAGUGCGCAACUUUCGCGGCGAGCAGCAGCAGUAUCGUGUCAUCGACAACGUGGCCAGGCUGGCUACAGAGGACUGGGAACAGGUUGUGGCCGUAUUCGUGUUUAAUCCACAUCAACAGUUCAUUGGCUGGCCCAACCACGGCGACCCUGCGGUCAUCUGUCGCCAAUUGUGUGCCUUUCACUUGCACUACAAGGGGCAGUCUAUCUAUCGGGAGUUGGAAUCGCUCUGGCUCAACAUACUGAGCAUUCCCGAGCAUGAACGCAACCUGGAUGGCGAGAUAUUGAUGGAGUUCUGGCGCAAGCUGGAUCAGCAUAUGGCUAACAAAGAUCGUCAGUUGGGCUUUCCCCGUCAGAGCUAGGCGAGGCCCGGAGGCAACUGAAAAUUGAGCACACUUAACGCUUAUCCCGAUAAUACAUAAAGAUAUAAAAUCAAUAAAUGAAAUUGAAUAAACAGCCCACAGUCGGGUAGCAAAGACAAAGGCAAUGCUACA